GUCAAAAAAUUCUCAACACACCAGCAGUGUGAGGAGACCUGAAAGUGGCACAUGGCAGAGUGUGGCGAUGGAGACAGCAGCAAUGGGAGGCCGUACAGGGACCCAUGAGAGACUCUGGACCUGGCAGCAGCAUGAGGAGGCGGUAUAUAGGGGCCCAUGGCAGAUUAGGGGCCUGGCAGCAGCUAUGGGAGGCCCGUAAUCUGCCAGCACCCUAUGUCAAAAAAUUCAACACACCAGCAGUGUGAGAGACCUGAAAGUGGCACAUGGCAGAGUGUGGCGAUGGAGACAGCAGCAAUGGGAGGCCGUACAGGGACCCAUGAGAGACUCUGGACCUGGCAGCAGCAUGA
Messenger RNA from Staurois parvus, 347 nucleotides. NCBI's taxonomy places the organism in Eukaryota, Metazoa, Chordata, Amphibia, Anura, Ranidae. The record is from the annotation of a GenBank genome assembly.